Molecule: messenger RNA, 810 nt
Organism: Leptosia nina
Lineage: Eukaryota; Metazoa; Arthropoda; Insecta; Lepidoptera; Pieridae
Source: the annotation of a GenBank genome assembly
AUGGACCCCGAAGCGUUCUUAGACCUGGCCAACCAGGUCAUAAAACUCAAAAUGUACCCAUAUUUCGACAUCGCCCAUUCCCUGCUUUGCGCUCUUGCAGUCAGAGAAGACUUAGGCUCUGGUGCUCAAGCGUUCUCCCGCAAGCAUCCUCUAGCAUGUUGGCUGUCCACGAUGUUGGUGAUCUUCGCCGGCGGCAUGGUGGCCAAUGGUCUGCUCGGGGAACCCAUUCUAGCUCCAUUGAAAAACACACCACAACUGCUUAUUGGCACCAUAACAUGGUACGUAGUUUUCUACACACCAUUCGAUGUUGGCUACAAGGUGGCAAAGUUUCUUCCCGUGAAAGUGACUGCAUCGGCCAUGAAGGAGAUUUACCGCGCGAAGAAGGUCUACGAUGGGGUCACACAUGCAGCUAAACUAUAUCCUAAUGCCUACAUCAUCAUGGUAGUUAUUGGAACAAUCAAAGGCAACGGCGCCGGGUUCACGAAGCUCGUGGAGAGGUUGGUUCGCGGUGCUUGGACGCCCACUGCUAUGGAGACGAUGCAGCCCAGCUUCUACACAAAGGCAUCGCUGGUCGCAUCUAUAAUCUUCGUGUUGGACAAAAAAACUGACCUAAUAUCCGCGCCGCAUGCGCUGGUGUACUUCGGCAUCGUGAUCUUCUUCGUUUACUUCAAACUAUCUUCAAUCUUACUUGGCAUCCACGAUCCAUUCGUGCCAUCCUUGGAAAGGGGCAGCCCAAAGAGGAUUCCAAGGACGCUAAGAAAACAAACUAGAUUCAGGUUGUACCUACGGAACCUACCGAUUGCGGGUUGA